Molecule: messenger RNA, 3529 nt
Organism: Ictalurus punctatus (channel catfish)
Lineage: Eukaryota; Metazoa; Chordata; Actinopteri; Siluriformes; Ictaluridae
Gene: adck2
Product: aarF domain containing kinase 2
Exons: 9
Coding region: 290-2086 (598 amino acids)
Biological process (GO): protein phosphorylation
Cellular component (GO): mitochondrion
Molecular function (GO): ATP binding; protein kinase activity
Source: RefSeq, a predicted model, not a curated record
UGGAAGUAAGGCGGAACACGAUUCCACGGUCAUGUAAACCUGUACGGAAGGAUUUAAAUGUUGCACCGGGGAAAGCGUCCAAAUUUCACAGCAAGAUUUAACGUAGAGGGGAUGUAGUACUGUGAAACUCACCUCAUCCGUUAUCUACCCUAAUCCAGUGUAUCUACAGGAGCCUUAACUGUCUGUACGCAGUAACUUAACAUUACAGUCCAGUCAAGAGUAGCUCAGAUGUGAAAUCUGCACCAAAAUAUACCAUUAUACACUAGUAACUGAUGCCAAGGACAUCAUAAUGUCUGCAUUUUGCACAAAGCUUGUUUUCCAAAGCCUCAGGUGUACCAUUCAGAGAGUCUCGGUGUCCAUUCGAUUCAUACCAUACAGAACUUUCUUUGUCAAGAGCAGCCAUCGGAUUCUUUCUCGAACACCCAAAGUGGCGUUGUUGUGUUGGGGUGCAGGUGGAAUCACUUGCGCUUCAGCACAGGAGGCAGUGCUUCCUCGGAGAACUGCGGAGAGAAAGUCUCUUGCCAAAGUGCAGGUCCACAAACUAACAUUUGUGUUGAGGCUGGGCAUCCGUGCCUUAGUCCUCCUACUGAAAUUUAGCCCGCUUUUGCUACUGUACCCACUGAGUCUGCUGUCCAAGCACUGGACCACAUACUGGCUAGACGCCCUGCUCUGGGUCACGGAGACGUCUGGUCCGACGUUUAUCAAACUCGGUCAGUGGGCCAGCACGCGACGGGACAUCUUCUCCCAUGAGUUCUGCGAUCGCUUUUCCCGUCUCCACGUCAGGGUGCAUCCUCAUUCGUGGAAUCACACUAAGCAAUGUCUGACACGGGCCUUUGGGGAAGGAUGGAGGCAGCUCUUUGUCUUUGACAGUAAGGAGCCUGUGGGUUCAGGAUGUGUGGCACAGGUGUAUCGGGCCAAGGCUCAAGUAGCAAGCGUGAAAGACCCGGCAUUCCAGCAGCUGGUGGAGGGCCUUGAACAAGAGGACCUGCUGGAAGCCUGGGAGGUUCCAGGUCUUGGAGGCACUUUGGGUUAUUUAUGGGGGUCCGAGAAAGGAGAGGAGGAGAUGUCUGAGAAUGUGGAUGGAGGUUCUGCUGAGCUUCCACACGCAGAGGAUAAGGGACUAAUACCAGUGGCGAUUAAGGUGCUUCAUCCUGGUAUCAGGAGACAGGUUCAGUUAGACCUGAUUCUGAUGAAGGCAGGCAGUGUGCUCAUCAGCUGCUUACCAGGCUUCAAGUGGCUCAGUCUACCCGAAGUGGUGGAUGAAUUUGAGAAGCUCAUGAUGAAGCAGAUAGACCUUCGUUUUGAAGCAAGGAACAUGGAGAAGUUCAAGAACAACUUCAAGGACUUAGAAUAUGUCAAGUUUCCAACACCACUAAGACCGUUUGUCACAAGGACUGUCCUGGUUGAAACGUACGAGGAGAGUGAACCCAUUUCGAACUACCUUCGAUCUGAGGUUUCUGUGGCUGUGAAGCAGAGAAUUGCCCGCAUGGGGGUGGACACGCUGCUGAAAAUGGUGUUUGUGGAUAACUUUGUCCACGGAGACCUCCAUCCAGGGAAUAUCCUAGUUCAGGCAGAUCAGGGGGUCUCGCCCCAGGACAAAGCCACUCUGACGGAUCUGUGGGACACGGUGGUGGUCAGCCUGAGACCUUCUCCUCCUCCGUUACAGCUGGUGCUGCUGGAUGCUGGAAUUGUUGCCCAGUUAAGCGAGGGAGAUCUGUGUAACCUGAGAGCUGUCUUCACUGCUGUGGUGCUCCAACAGGGGGAGCGUGUAGCAGAGCUGAUUCUAAAACAUGCCAGGGCGAACGAGUGCCAGGAUGUGCCACGCUUCAAAAAGGAAAUGGCUGAGCUGGUGAACCUUGCUGUCAGUGACACGCUGUCUCUGGGGAAGAUUCAGGUGGCAGAGCUGUUGUCACGAGUAUUUGGAUUGCUAAUCCACCACAAGGUGAAGCUGGAGAGCAACUUUGCCUCCGUUGUGUUUGCCAUCAUGGUCCUGGAAGGCUUGGGAAGGUCACUGGACCCAAACUUGGACCUCCUGGAGAUUGCUAAACCUCUGCUGUUAAAGAACUGCACCUCUUUUCUUUCCUGAACCCGAUAUCCACAAUUAUCCAAUUUUGUCCAGUGUCUAAAUGUAGCUUAGACAAAUAAACAACCUGUACACAUUAACCAAAUGUAGACUCUGAACUGAAUAUUAUGGGCAGUUAUUCCUUUACCAGAAGUGAAGGAUGACAUGCACUGUGGGACCAUCAGGGCCAGUAUGUGUGUGAAGUCUCUCCGAGGAACAUUUUGGUUUUAAUUGCUAAUCCUUAGAAAUCAGGAUGUUACUCCUAUACUCUGAUAGUUAAGCCUUAAUUUUAAGAGUGAUUCUCAGAAGCUUCAGUCGUACCCAGAUCCACAAUGGAUCCCUCAUUACAUUAUAAACAGAAAACCCUGUCUUCCCACCUGCCAGCAAACACUGCUAACACAAAUGUGAGAUCUUUGGAAAUUCUGUAUUACAUCAAAUAUUAAGAUCGAUCUGAAUUGAAAGGCUGAGCCAGAACAGUGAUGGCUGUCUGACAUAUGAUCAACUGUAUGGAAUUAAAAAGAUUGUUCAUCUAUAAUUUCUGUUUCACCUUAAAUCAAAAUAAAAUAUGGAGGUCCAUGCAUUACUGAUCAAUUUAAUUCAAUUUUAUUUGUAUAGAGCUUACAACAAUAGUCAUUGUCUCAAAGCAGCUUUACAGAUACAUAUAAACACAUGAUACAGAUUUUAAGUGUGUGAAUUUAUCACUAUUGAGUGUGUCGGUGGUGAGGAAAACUCCCUAAGAUGAUAUGAGGAAGAAACCUUGAGCGGAACCAGACUCAGAAGGGAACCCGUCCUCAUCUGGGUCACAACAGAUAGUGUGAAAGUAAAGGAAAGUUCAUUAUGGUUUUAACAUGAAGUCUGUUGAACUAGUCCACUGUUCACUAAAGAAAACUUUACUUUGUUUUGAAAAUAGAUUUGAAAUGAUCGGUUAUGGCUUUGAGACAAAAAAAUAAAAAUAAAAACCCUAAAUACAAAUCUCAAAAAUACAGAUUUCAUGUAAAUUAGGCCAAAGAUGAAGCACCCUGGGGAAAGUAGACGAUUUCAGAAUGGUCGACCUCAGAAUUUAGCCAACCACAGUCAUCUACUGUGCUCAUGUCCGUGAAGUGAAGUGAAAAGAAAUGGAGUAGAGUUAAGUGGAGUCAAAACAAGAUAUGAGCUGUAAUGAGGUAAGUGCACGUAAAGUUUUUAUGUUUUUAAUGAAAUAGCUACAUUUAGCAAAUAGCUGGGAUUGGUUAAAUGCUAAUCUUGACCACUCUGAAAAUCACUACUUUUCCCUGGAAAUCCCAAAUGCAUUUUUUUAGAUAUCUAUUUAGGAUUCAGAUUUAUCACCCCCAAAUCUCGAAAUCACAGUACAUAAAUCUGAAUUAUAUGUUUUUAAAGGUAAAUUCAUAUUAGGAUAGAGUUUGCAGAAGGAAUUGCAUGUUCUUGUGUAUUCAUCCUGGUAUAUUUUGGUAUGUUUAUGUAUAUUCA